GGGGGGAAGCUUCAAAGAGCUAUCAGGGUCUUGUCUGAAAAUGAGCAACAGACGAGGAAGAUCUGAAUGAGGCGGUAGAGCGGAGAGCUUUAUUUCUGGGCAAAAGCUUAGCAUAACUGCCCAUAUUACUACAUUUACCUACCAAAGGCUUGUUUCCCACCAUCCCACAGUUCAGUGCUAUCUUUGUAAGUGUGCCCAAGGAUGAAAAUGGAACAGCAACCCCCAAGCAAUCCACAAAGGCUGGAAUCCACAGGAACAGAAAAAGCCUUUAAUAUUCUCCAGGAUGCUCUAGAUUGCAAACGGGGCAUGGAGCGAGGAAAUCAAUGCCCAGAAGCCAUUCAGUCUGUAUGUAAUGGAGGAUGUACCACUAGGACAAUUCCUCAUCAAGUAAAAGAAGAACCAGAAAACUAUUUGGCCUCUCACUGGGAAGCCCAGUGGCAAGAGUUUCUGCAAACAGUGGAAUUUCCUUCCUCUGGGUUGAAAAUCCUUCAAUUGUCUGAAGCAUCUACACCUUGGAAUGACACUAAAGCUUUUUUAGUCUCCUUUGAGCAAGUGGCCAAAGCCUGUAAGUGGCCCAAGGAAGAUUGGGUGGCUCAACUCCUGCCAGCUUUCAGUGGAGAAGCUGAGAUGGCCUUCAAUGCCUUGGAAGGCAAAGACCGAGGAGAUUAUGGAAAGGUCAAGGCAGCCCUAUUGAGACGGGAUGCUGUCAGCAGAGAGAAAAGUCGCCAGCACUUCAGACGUUUCUGCUACUUGGAGGCCGAGGGUCCAAGGGCAGUUUAUGGCCAACUCCAAGAACUUUGUCAUCAAUGGCUGAAGGUUGAGAGACACACAAAGGAGCAGAUCUUAGAACUUCUGGUCCUGGAACAGUUCCUGAUGAUCCUGCCUCCAGAAAUCCAGAGCUGGUUGAAGCAGCAUGGCCCAGAAACUUGUGCUCAGGCUGUAAGUCUUGCUGAGGAUUUUCUGUAUAAACAGCAGGAGCCUGAAAAACAAGCAAACCAGGACACUUUUGAGAAAGUGGCUGUGAAUUUGUCUGAGGCAGAAUCGGCUGCAGCUGAUACUCAACAGAAGCAGCUCUACAAAGGAUCCAAGCAGGAAGAUGAGUUUGAGGCUGGCCCAUUUGCAGGUAAGGACGGGAUGACUAUACACGAGACAGGUGUGGCUGAAGAUCCCACAAAAGCAGGGCCCUGUGAGGUGUCCCUCUGGAAAGCAGAAGAGAUUGUUCCUCACUGUUGUAUGCAGGAAAAGCCUUCAACUAAUCAGAAGAGACUGGAAAGUCGAGAGAGCACCUUGGCAGGAGGUGAAGCUGAUGCACCUGUCCCUUAUGUGGGAGACUAUAAAGCUAUCAUUGUAGCCACAAUCCAGACAGGAAAUGACACUGGUAAGAAGCAAAAUGCCUCCCAAGCUUAUGGCAGAAAUUUGAAUCGGGGCUCCACAGUGGUUAAGAACCGUCAUACAGGAGGAAAAGGACAUAAGUGUUUGGUCUGUGGGAAAUUCUUUCUUUCUAGCUCCAAGCUCAUCAUUCACCAGAGGGCCCACACUGGGGAGAAGCCAUAUGAAUGUGCUGCUUGUGGCAAAACCUUCCAGUCCACUUCAGUACUUUACCGUCAUCAAAGAGUCCACACAGGAGAGAAGCCGCACAAAUGUCCUGUCUGCGGGAGAAGAUUCGGUACCGGUUCAAAUCUUAAUCGACAUCAGAAGAUCCACACUGGGGAGAAACCAUUUGAAUGCUCAGAUUGUGGGAAAAGCUUUAUUCAGAAGGGCGCCCUUAAUAAGCAUCAUAAAAUUCAUUCUGUACAAGGGGCAAGCCUUACUACAAUGUCAUGAGAGAGAACUAGGUAAAAAAACUGGAUUAUGAAAGGACACUUGGGGGAAAUUGGAGUACUCAAUUGAUGUGCCAGCCAUAAGAAUCUCUUUGGGCUUCUGAUGGCUUUGAUGAAGUGAAGGAUUGCAGAAAGAGAUGGAGGCUUCUAAAGCCACAACUGUCUGGCCUGGUACUGACAGAUUUUCAAUGAUUGAAUGUUUGGACUGGGAAAAUAUAGAAUUCUAGUAUCUUUGUCAUGACUUUCUGUACAUUCGCAAUUAGCUGCCUCAUUCCCAUAUGGAACAAGACCUUGUUCUGGAUGUGAAGCUCUAGAAAAGUCUUGGCAAACUUUUUCAGCACCAAGUGCCGAAAUGUGGUGAUGGUGAAGGGGGGGGGUUUGCCGGAAACUGGCCUAUGCACAUAAAGACCAGCUGGCCAGAGCGCAUGCAUAUGCCCAAAACCACAUCAUCUUCCCGGAGCAUGUAUACACACCGGGCGGCUGCUCUUCCAGUUUCAGCACCCCCACAUGCAUGAAGACCAGCUGGCCGACGCUCUGGAACCUGGAAGAGCAGCAGCCAACGGCGCAUGUGACUGGAGAGAUGGGUCUGUGUGCUACUUCCAGCAUGUGUGCCAUGUUUGCCAUCACGGCUCUAGGAUGUUCAUUAUUUAAGGAGGAACAUGGUUUUAAAUGGGUUGUUUCAUGAUGGUGCUGUGUUUAUACCAUAGGUAUAAAAAAUAAAAUAAUUCUAAAUAGAA
Messenger RNA from Thamnophis elegans (Western terrestrial garter snake), 2557 nucleotides. RefSeq names its product zinc finger and SCAN domain-containing protein 31-like. Gene Ontology annotation, molecular function: RNA polymerase II cis-regulatory region sequence-specific DNA binding; DNA-binding transcription factor activity, RNA polymerase II-specific. The transcript has 4 exons. The coding region runs from base 202 to 1824 and encodes 540 amino acids. The record is from RefSeq and is a predicted model, not a curated record. Gene Ontology annotation, biological process: regulation of transcription by RNA polymerase II. NCBI's taxonomy places the organism in Eukaryota, Metazoa, Chordata, Lepidosauria, Squamata, Natricidae.